Bombina bombina (fire-bellied toad) is the source of this 2520-nucleotide messenger RNA. Its product is annotated as protocadherin gamma-C5-like. The record is from RefSeq and is a predicted model, not a curated record. NCBI's taxonomy places the organism in Eukaryota, Metazoa, Chordata, Amphibia, Anura, Bombinatoridae. Gene Ontology annotation, biological process: homophilic cell-cell adhesion. Gene Ontology annotation, molecular function: calcium ion binding. Gene Ontology annotation, cellular component: plasma membrane.
CUGAAAAUUCUAUGGAUGUUUCAUAUCUAAGGAAACAAGGAUUAUAACUGCAUACUCAUGGGAUUAUAAAAGGAUUUUUUUUUAACAUCUCAAGAUAUGGACAUGAGAAGCUCCAUAAAUGCUUUGAAAUGGCAAGUAAUAUUAUUCUUUAUUUGUAGCUGGGGCUGGGUCUCAGGGCAGCUUCAGUAUUCUACAGUCGAAGAAUCAGAGUCAGGCACUUUAAUAGGCAAUGUAGCCCAGGAUCUUGGAAUAAACCUGGCAGAUAUUAAUAAAAGACGUUUGAGUGUGGGAUCUGAAGGGAGUAAUAGAUUAUUUGCUGUAAAAAGUGGAGCUUUAACUGUAAAAGAAAGGAUUGAUAGAGAAAGUCUGUGUGGAUCCAGCUCAAGCUGUUUACUAUAUAUAGAAAUUCUUGCUGAGAAUCCAUUUGAAUUGUUCAGUUUGGAAAUUGAAAUUUUGGAUGUAAAUGAUAAUUCACCCAUAUUUUUAAAUGCUAAUCAAGUUAUAAAAAUUUCAGAAAUAAUAGCUAAUCCUGGAAAGAAAUUACAUUUAGAAACAGCAAAGGAUCCAGAUGUGGGAAUUAAUAGUGUUACUCAAUAUAUAUUGAAUACAAAUCCUUAUUUUUCUUUGUCUGUCAAGAAAAAGGAUGGAGCUCUAAUUCCAGAAUUAGUGUUAGAAAAAAAUUUAGACAGGGAAGAAAAAAAUGAACACAAACUUAUACUCACUGCUUCUGAUGGAGGUGAAAACCCACGGACAGGAUCUUGUGAGAUCACUGUUAUAGUUCAAGAUAUCAACGACAAUGCACCUUUGUUUGAUCAAUCAACAUACAAGAUCAGUUUAUUGGAGAAUCUCCCGUUAAACAAAGUUAUAAUAAAACUUAAUGCUACAGAUUUAGAUGAAGGCUCCAAUGGAGACGUUCAAUAUUCCUUUGUUCAAAACAGUUUGGAUACAGCAGCAGAAAUAUUUGAUUUAAAUCCAGAAACUGGAGAAAUAUUUGUUAAAGGGAAUAUAGAUUUUGAAAAAUCCCAAAUGUAUGACUUAAAUAUCAGAGCAACAGACAAAGGAGUACCUGAAUUAGAGGGACGCUGCCUUGUUCAGAUUGCAGUACAAGAUGUAAACGAUAAUUCGCCAGAAAUUCUCUUUACCUCCAAGACAAACAAAAUACCUGAAAAUGCACCACUGGGAACAGUUGUUGGCUUCAUCAGUGUCAGAGAUAAAGAUUCAGGUAAAAAUGGAGAGAUAAAAUUAGAUGUAUCACCAAAUGUACCUUUUAAAUGUCAAUCAUUUAAGAACCGGUAUUCAUUAGUCACUAGUGGAUAUCUGGACAGAGAAAAGAUCUCUCAAUAUACUAUUCAGCUUACUGCUUCUGAUUUAGGUUCUCCACCUUUAUAUAAUCAGACUGUAAUUAUCCUAAAUAUUUCUGAUGUUAAUGACAAUCCUCCAACAUUUCUGCAGUCCGUUUACAAUGCCUUCAUUAAUGAAAACAAUGAACCAGGCAGUUUAUUGUGCACUGUAUUUGCUACUGAUGCAGAUGAGGGAGCUAACUCAGAUGUAUCUUACUCUAUAGUCGAAAGCCACAUAGAUGGUUCUGCUGUAUCCUCUUUUGUGUAUAUCAACUCUCAAAAUGGUAAUAUUUAUGCCCAACGUUCUUUUGACUAUGAACAGUUUCAGGUAUUACAACUUACAGCAAGAGUGGAAGAUUUAGGAUUUCCCAGAUUAUUUUCCAAUGUUUCAGUCACCAUAUUCAUUAUGGAUGCAAAUGAUAACACCCCAUCAAUAUUAUAUCCACAAGCUUCAAGGGAGCUCAUUGCAGAAGAAAAUAUUCCAAAAUCAGCAUCUGUUGGAUAUUUGGUUUCAAAAGUGUCUGCAGUGGAUCAGGAUGCAGGUCGAAAUGCAUGGCUUGUGUAUAGUCUUAUUGAAUCUACCAGUAAUAAUUUAUUUCAGAUCUUGGCAUACACAGGAGAAAUCAGAACUGUACGGGAUAUCCAUGAUGCAGAUAAUAAUGAGCAACAGAUUCUUGUUUUAGUCAGUGACCAUGGGGAGCCAUCCUUGUCUUCUACAGUAACAAUACACAUAAAUAUCAUAGACAGCAUAGUAAAUGAAAAAACAAAAUCUCAGCGUUUCCUUACUAAUUCUAAACCCACACCAGACAUAACUUUAUAUUUAAUUAUUUCAGUAGUAGCAAUUAGUUUGGUUUCCCUUGUAACUUUUGUCAUAUUGUUUAUGAAAUGCUUAAAAGGGAGACUAUAUGACACUAGUUGUGGGUCUUGUUUUUCAAACAAAUCACAACCCAAGCAGUAUGCAGGAGAGUAUCAGCCAACACUUUUCCUGAACACAUGGAACCUUAAAAUACAUGGAAGUGAGGAUGGCAGCUCCAGAACCUCAAGGGCAAUGCUACCAGGCUUGUUUUCCUACAGCAUCAGAAAACAAUGAAUUCACCUUUAUGAAACCACUGAAUUUCCCCCAAUUGAAAGAUAUGGUUAAUGAAACAGGCACUACAUGUGAUUCCAAUUAUUCUCCCAA